Doryrhamphus excisus (bluestripe pipefish) is the source of this 7288-nucleotide messenger RNA. RefSeq names its product glycogen debranching enzyme. Gene Ontology annotation, molecular function: amylo-alpha-1,6-glucosidase activity; 4-alpha-glucanotransferase activity. The record is from RefSeq and is a predicted model, not a curated record. Gene Ontology annotation, biological process: glycogen catabolic process; glycogen biosynthetic process. Lineage: Eukaryota; Metazoa; Chordata; Actinopteri; Syngnathiformes; Syngnathidae.
GCGGAUGCCACAGUGCAGCUCAGUGGUUGCAUAGCAAAUACUUCUAACCAGGACGGAGAAUACACACAAUUCAGGUAUUCCCAUGCCAGUAUGUCAGCGCUGUCUACACGUCACUGCUGGGUGAAUACUUUUAGUCGACAAAGUGGAAGGUCGCUAGAACUGCGUCACUCGUGUUUGGAAGGUAGUGGCAUUUGAAGUCCGCUGGGAAUUCCGCUUGUUUUGGAAAAGGUGAGGAAGAUUCAGCACCGUCCAAGAUUUCAAGAUGUUGCCUCAAGACUUGAAGCAGAUCCGAGUCCUGAUACUCAAUGACAACGAUAAUUUAGAGAGGACCCUGUUCAGACUUGAUCAAGGUUUUGAACUCCAGUUCCGUCUGGGUGCAAGUCUUCAGGGACGGAGGGUUACGGUGAAAACCAACUACCCGCUUGAAGGAAAGGGGUUUGAACGAAACACUUUCCGUGUUUUGUCCUGGAACUUCCCAACAGGCCGGGAGGAUGAUUCUGAUAAGUUUUGCUCUUUGGAUGUCAAAGUGGCAGGUUCUUAUCAGUACUACUUUGGAUUCGGUGACAUAGAGAAGUCAGGAGGAGGUUACAUUGUGAUCAACCCUGUCCUUCAUGUGGGAGCAGACGACCACGCCCUCCCAUUAGAUUGCAUCACCAUUCAGACGUACUUAUCCAAAUGUUUGGGUCACAUGGAUGGCUGGCCAGACAUCAUCAGAGUGGCAAAGGAGUCAGGGUACAACAUGAUCCAUUUCACGCCUUUGCAGACCCUCGGCGAGUCCAGGUCAUGCUAUUCGCUGGCUGACCAGCUGACCUUCAGCCCUGAGUUCAGCCCAGAAGGUCAAAACUACAGCUGGGCAGAUGUGGGGGCGCUCGUGGAAAAGCUGAAGACGGAAUGGAAUAUGCUGUGUAUUACCGACGUGGUGUACAACCAUACAGCUGCAAACAGCAUGUGGAUCAGAGAGCAUCCGGAAUGUGGUUACAAUCUGGUCAACUCUCCUCAUCUACGCCCAGCCUGGGUCUUAGACCGAGCUAUUUGGCAUUUAACCACCAGAAUCGCGGAGGGACGGUACAAGGACCGAGGCCUUUCUGCUGACAUCACCAAUGAAAGUCAUCUGGAUGCCAUCCGGAGCGUGUUGUGGAAUGAUGUGUACCCUCAAAUCAAACUAUGGGAGUUCUACCAGGUCAACGUGGACAGUGCUGUGGGCCGGUUCAGAACUCUCUUACAAAAUGGUGUGGAAGCAGAUCAUCUUAAGACCGGGGGCAAAAAAGGUCUUAAAAUCAUCCAAGACAUCGCUUACCGACGUUACGGCAACACGGUCGACAUGGACUCAGCCCUCGAGACAUUCGUACCUAACAGCUCCUCCCCUCAGGACAUCGAGGAGUGCUGCGGUUUGCUGCAACAGAAGUUGAAGCAGUUAAACGAGGAACAGGACCACAUUGUGCAUCAGCAUCAUGAGCAGGCAGCCAACUGCAUCGUGGGAAAUGUGACGUAUGAGCGUCUUGCUGACCAUGGACCCAAACUAGGCCCUGUCAGCAAGAAGAACCCUCUUGUUACCAGGUAUUUCACAUUCCCUUACCAGGACAUGACUCUGGAACAGGAAAUGCAGCUGCUGGACGAACCAAACAAGACGUGUCAUUUCCUCGCUCACAAUGGUUGGGUGAUGGGUGAUGAUCCACUGCGGAACUUUGCUGAGCCGGGAUCCAAUGUCUACAUUCGCCGGGAGCUAAUAUGCUGGGGUGACAGUGUCAAACUUCGCUAUGGCAAGGGACCUGAGGAUUGCCCCUUCCUGUGGGCCCACAUGAAGAAAUACACGGAGAUAACGGCCAAAUAUUUUCAUGGAGUCAGGCUGGAUAACUGCCACUCGACACCGCUGCAUGUAGCAGAGUUCAUGCUGGACGUGGCUAGAGCUGUGCGCCCUAACCUGUACGUGGCGGCUGAACUCUUCACUGGCAGUGAGGAACUGGAUAACGUCUUCGUUACCAAACUAGGGAUUACAUCACUGAUACGAGAGGCCAUGUCAGCUGGUGACAGCCAUGAAGAAGGAAGAUUGGUGUAUCGUUAUGGUGGUGAACCAGUGGGAGCUUUUGUUCAGCCCAGCCUCCGUCCACUGAUGCCCUGCAUCGCCCACGCCAUGUUCCUUGAUGUAACCCACGACAAUGAGUGUCCCAUUCAGCUGCGUUCACCACUGGACAGUCUGCCCAGUGCUGCAAUUGUCUCCAUGGCCUGCUGUGCGAUCGGCUCUACCCGAGGAUACGAUGAAUUAGUACCACAUCAGAUUUCUGUUGUGAAAGAGGAGCGUUCCUACCCCAAGUGGAACCCUUCUGCUUCCCCUGCCUCCACCGGUGAAGUUGGACCCCAGAGCGGCAUCAUUGCUGGGAAGCUAGCAGUCAAUAAACUACACCAGGAACUGGCCGCCCAGGGCUUCAUACAGGUCUAUGUAGACCAGGUUGAUGCAGACAUUGUUGCAAUUACUCGUCACUGUCCCAGCACCCAUCAGUCAGUGGUGACAGUUUGCAGGACGGCUUUCCAGAACCCUAAAACCCACCAAUAUAGCACCGACGUGCCGCCAAUGUUCAUCCCUGGGACGAUUGAAGAGGUGGUGUUGGAGGCAAGGAUGGUGGAAAGGCAUUGUGGGAGUUAUACCAAGGAUGACAAGUACAUCAAUGGCAUGCCAGAAUACACAGUACAGAUCAAAGAGCACAUACCGUUGCAGGAGAGCACAGUGGUGGACCAAGCUGGGGUGACGUCCAAAGGCAUAUCAGAGUUUGUACAGGAAAUCACCUUUAAGAGAUUGACACCAGGAAGCGUUAUUGCCUUCAGGGUUAGUUUGGACCCAAAAGCACAGAAAUUGGUUGGGGCAAUCAGGCAUGUUUUGUCCCAAUUCAGCUUGAAGUACAGAAAAGGCAGCAUAGCCGAUGAAAACCCACCAGAGGUCCUGAAGAUGCCUUUGGCACAGCUGAUGUCAAAGCUGUCACUGGCGGAUAUGAAUGUCCUGCUAUUCCGCUGCGAUUCAGAGGAACAAGAGGAUGGUGGAGGCUGUUACAACAUCCCAGGAUGGAUGGCCCUCAAAUACGCAGGCCUGCAAGGACUGAUGUCAGUGUUUGCUGAUAUUCGUGCCAACAACGACUUGGGCCAUCCCGUUUGUUCAAACCUGAGACAAGGAGACUGGCUUAUUGAUUAUGUCUCUAAUCGUCUAAUACACAGAGAAGGACCUUUGGCACAGGUUGGCCAAUGGUUGGGUGCCAUGUUUGCUUACCUGAAACACAUCCCACGCUAUCUCAUUCCCUCUUACUUUGACGCCAUCCUCGUAUCAACCUUCACCACAGCUCUGGAUGCAACAUACAAGCUCAUGCCAAGCUUCAUCCAGACCGGCUCAAGCUUUGUGCGACACCUAGCGUUGGGUUCACUUCAGAUGUGCGGAGUCGGACGUUUCCCCGCACUGCCUCCUCUUUCCACGAAAGUUGACAACGUUCCGUAUCGCAUCAACCCAAUCACGGGCCUGAAGGAGCAGUCCUGUGUAACACUAGCUGCAGGUCUCCCGCAUUUCUCCACUGGAAUUUUCCGCUGCUGGGGCAGAGACACUUUCAUUUCCCUCAGAGGGCUGAUGCUAAUCACCGGGAGACACACUGAAGCCCGAAACAUCAUUUUAGCAUUCGCGGGGACGUUACGUCACGGUUUGAUCCCAAACCUUUUAGGAGAAGGUCGCUGUGCCAGAUACAACUGUCGUGAUGCUGUGUGGUGGUGGCUGCAGUGCCUCCAGGAUUACGUCAUCCAUGUCCCCGAUGGGCACACUAUCCUGCAGUGUCCGGUCACACGCAUGUACCCGACUGAUGAUAGUGAGCCCCGUAAACCAGGAGAAGUGGAACAGCCUAUAUUUGAUGUGAUACAAGAGAUUCUGCAGCGCCACCUUGAAGGAAUUUCUUUCAGAGAGCGAAAUGCUGGACCCAAGAUAGACAUGAACAUGAGAGACGAAGGAUUUAAUGUGGUUGUCGGUGUGGAUCCAGCAACAGGCUUCGUGCACGGAGGAAACCGCUUUAACUGCGGCACAUGGAUGGAUAAAAUGGGAGAGAGUGACCGAGCAAGAAACAAAGGCAUACCUGCUACUCCCAGAGACGGGGCCGCUGUGGAGAUAAUUGGUCUGAGUAAAUCAGCCAUCCGCUGGAUUGUGGAGCUACGUGCCAAAGGAUUGUUUCCUUAUGCUGGAGCUAAAGUACACAGAAAUGGUAAAGAAGUCUUUAUCACAUACACCCAGUGGAAUGACCAGAUCCAGCAGUCCUUUGAGCCGUGGUUCUGGGUGUCUGGGGAGCCAAUGGAUCCCAACGAGAAACGUGCCGACCUGGUCCACAAGAAAGGGAUCUAUAAAGACAGUGUUGGCGCAUCCAGCCCCUGGUGUGACUACCAACUGAGGCCAAACUUCGCUAUCGCCAUGGUCGUGGCACCAGAACUUUUCACAGCGGAAAGAGCCUGGAAGGCUCUUGAAAUGGCUGAGAAGAAGCUACUUGGUCCCCUUGGAAUGAAAACCCUGGACCCGGAUGACAUGGUGUACUGUGGCGUGUACGACAACGCACUGGAUAACGACAACUACAACGUGGCAAAAGGAUUCAACUAUCACCAGGGGCCGGAGUGGCUGUGGCCCGUCGGCUACUUUUUGCGGGCUAAACUCUACUUUGCCAGGAAGCAAGGUGAAGAGACGUACGCCGAGACGGUCACCUUGGUCAAAAACGUUCUGUCACGUCAUCAUACUCAUUUGGAGAGGUCGCCAUGGAAAGGUCUGCCAGAACUGACCAAUGAGAAGGGCCAGUACUGCCCCUUCAGUUGUGAGACCCAGGCCUGGUCUUUGUCGUGUGUGCUGGAAGUUCUGCACGACUUGUAGAACGCGACGUUGUGGCUCUUUCAUGAGCUUAGUGUGCGGCGCAUUCAGUGGCUUGACAACGUGUUGCAUGUUAAAAGUCAUUUCUAGGUAAAUGGUAGAAUUUGUCAUCCUGUCAUCCUUUAACGUCUUUGCAUAGACCAACAUUUACUUGGCCAGUCUUCUGACUGGUACACAAUGUAAACAAACUUCAUUCUUCAUGAUCGUGAACUUUAUUCACGUAUGUUUAGACUUCAGAGAGCCAUGACGCAGUUAGAUAUUUCACAGUACACCAAUCACAAUUUGUACAAUCGUGCUGAUUUUGGGUUGACAAAGUAGCAGAUUUGAGUAAAUCAUUAAUUUUGUAACUUAAGAGUAAGAGUCGCUUUUGAAUAACUUUAUUCAACAGCAGUGCAAUUCCAACACCAUAAGAUUAAGAUAUGCCUUUAUUCGUCCCUCAGUGGGGAAAUUUGUAUUACACAGCAGCAAGAGUACAGAGUCAGUUAAGCAGUACAAAAUACACAAUAUAGAAAAAUAAACAGUAUAAACAACCCAAGUAUUAACAAAAUCAACAGUUUUUCCCAGAGAAAUAUAUGUAUCUGAACUGAAAUGACAUGUCUUUGAACUAGGGAUGCUCCGAUGGAUGGGCCACCGAUUAUUAUUGUCCGAUUUCCGUAAAAAAAAAAACAUACAAAUGUACAAAAUCCACAUAAAUCUUUCAAAGCCGAUCACAUAAUCUGAUCGCCAUGCAGUGCCGACCUGACAGCUCAGGUCACGACAACACAAACGUGACAUGAAUGUGCAUGUGUGCUGCGUCAGGUUGGGUUCCCGACACCCGUAAUCUGCCGACUAGGAAUGCAAAAACAAACAAGCGAUGCAGGUUAGUUUGGAGCCCGUUUUUGUCCCAUCGGGAAGUGGAUAUCACGUCCUUCGGGUACGUACUAAAUUGUUCAAGUGUCUAUUCCCAACACCCGUAAUCAGCCGACCAGGAAUGCACCGACUCGUGUUGUCACGAGAAUCAACACUAAAACCUUAAUGGUUUGUGUUUGACAGCUUGACACAGGCCACGCUAAUCGAUGCCAGUGUGUUUGAUCACUUAUCUUGCAUCGUUCUUUACACACUUUGCCUAGUGGUGAACGGCCGCAGGUAGCGAACUAGCUAGAAUUAUCCGCCUAGCUUCUUGUUUUCGGACUCCGAAUGUGAUUGUUUUUUUUUUUUUUUAAACAAACAAGCGAUGCAGGUUAGUUUGGAGCCCGUUUUUGUCCCAUCGGGAAGUGGAUAUCACGUCCUUUGGGGACGUACUAAAUUGUUCAAGUGUCUAUUCCCAACACCCGUAAUCAACCGACCAGGAAUGCACCGACUCGUGUUGUCACGAGAAUCAACACUAAAACCUUAAUGGUUUGUGUUUGACAGCUCGACACAGGCCAUACUAAUCGAUGCAAGUGUGUUUGAUCACUUGUCUUGCAUCGUUCUUUACACGCUCUAGCCUAGUGGUGAACGGCCGCAGGUAGCUAACUAGCUAGAAUUAUCCGCCUAGCUUCUUGUUUUCGGACUCCAAAUGUGUAUGUGUUUUUUUUUUUAAAACAAACAAGCGAUGCAGGUUAGUUUGGAGCCCGUUUUUGUCCCAUUGGGAAGUGGAUAUCAUGUCCUUCGGGUACGUACUAAAUUGUUCAAGUGUCUAUUCCCAACACCCGUAAUCAGCCGGCCAGGAAUGCACCGACUCAUGUUGUCACGAGAAUCAACACUAAAACCUUAAUGGUUUGUGUUUGACAGCUCGACACAGGCCAUACUAAUCGAUGCCAGUGUGUUUGAUCACUUGUCUUGCAUCGUUCUUUACACGCUUUAGCCGAGUGGUGAACGGCCGCAGGUUGCGAACUAGCUAGAAUUAUCCAUCUAGCUUCUUGUUUUCGGACUCCAGUUAGUUUGGAGCCCGUUUUUGUCCCAUCGGGAAGUGGAUAUCACGUCCUUCGGGUACGUACUAAAUAAUCCAAGUGUCUAUUGGUGUCAAGAUGUUGUGUCCUCCAAACCAGAUCUGUGUGUCGUCAUUUAAUGAACAUUAGCUAUUUGCUAGGGGUCCCUGUAAUGCUCUAAUGGCUACCCUGGCCAAUCAAUAGACACAUGUACAGUUAAUCCACUCAUGGAUAAUCGGUAUCACAAUCAGCAGCAUAAAACGGAGCAUCCCUACUUUGAACGCAACCCAUUAUUGCUCAUAUCGUUCAGGUUUGAUUCAAAUGUUCUGCUUCUAGUGUUGGAAUAUUCGAUUCAUUUGGAGCUGUUAAUACAAAUAUACUGUACAUAAUCUUUCUGUUCAUAAAAUACAGUAAAAAAUGUGCAUAUUUCAUUAUUGACGUGUAAUUCAUUUGAAAACGAUUUCACCUGAAAUUGUCGUUUGAAUUGUAAUAAUUUAAUCGCCCUAAUAAAGAUAAUACAUGUAUUUGA